AUGUCUGGCCGGUGGCGCUCCUUAGCUGACAAGCACGCCCAUGAAGAGACUGCCCGAGCCAAGCCGCGGCGCAGCAGCAGCUGCUCGCUGCAGCGCUACCGCCACCACCCGAGCAUCAGCAGCAGCAGCCGCAGCCGCAGCCGCGAAGCCAACUACGAAGGCGCUGCUGCUGCUCGAAGAGGCAGCAGAAGCCGCAGCAGCAGGCACUUGUCUCUUUGCAGCAGUCCUGCUACGCGGUCGCGGCCACAUCCGCAGUACCAGCAGCAGCAGCAGCAACAGCAGCAGCAGCAGCAAGAGCAGCAAUCCUACGCGUACCCUCGCAAGAGGCUUACAGGCACUUCACACAGCACCUCGCGAGUUUCGCUGCAUGCAAAUCCGGACCACGAGCGCCUGAAUGAGCCGGUACACGAGUACGCUCUAGAUCAGCAGCAGCAGCAGCAGCAGCAGCAGCAGCAGCAGCAACUGCUGCCGCGGAGCCGGCGGCCUGUGCAGCUGAACCCCCCACGCUGGUUUCGCGUUAACGGCGAAGCCUCGAGGGGCCCUAAGGCAGAUUUCUCUUCCCAAGACAGCAGCAGCCGGCCGCGUGUGCUGCUUCAGCCGCGGCCGCAGAUACGUCACGCAGGAAAAAUGCAGCAGCAGCAGCAGCAGCAGCAGCAGCAGUGGCAGCAGCCUCCGCGGCGCGUCACUGCUCUUUUGCACGAAAGGAGUUCCAACAGAGUUCUUCUGAGGGCCCGCGAUGAUGCUGCUGCCUCAGAUUGGCCAGACGGCUUCCAAGGCAGAAGGCGCUACAGAGACGAAAUCGAGACUGAGCCACGGGAGCGCGAGAGGAGCCCCAAGCGGCAAAGGCGGGGCAGCAGCGGCAGCAGCAGCAACAGCAGACGCAGCAGCAGCAGAGGCGGCAGCGGCAGACGCAAAGUGCACUACCGGCCUUAUGCGUCGCCUGAGAGAUACGCCGACUCAUCUGCUGCCCUGCUUGAUGCGGAGCAGCAGCAGCAGCAGCAGCAGCAGCCGGCGCGGCUGCGGAGGGCAGUCAUUAGUACCGGCAGUGCUGUAAAACUGAGCAGCGCAGCAGCGCCUACCACGGAAUCCUUCCCGCGGCGGCGUGUCUUACCAAGCGGGCCCAGCCGCAGCAGCGAGGAGCAACGCGUUCUGCUGCUGCCCCGCGGCGCAGCAGCAGCAGCAGCAGCAGCAGCAGCUCCCCAAGCGGCGCCCAGUGCAGCACCUGCAGCAGCAAGGCAGCGGGAGAGCCAUUUGCUGCCCUCGAGCGCUGCGCUGCCGCCGCUGUUGCCAACGCCGGGUGCUGCAGGCUGUGCUGGUGGCUCUUCUGCUGCUGCUCCUCUUGCUGCUGCUGCUGCUGCUGCUGAAGAUGCUGCAGACCCUGGCAGUGCUCGACUGGUGUAUUCGUCUUCGCCUGUCACCUCUUGGCGGCGGGAGGAGCGGCGCAGCAGCUCCGUCGGUUUGGGCCGGCAGCCGCCGCUGCGGCAGCAGCAAGACCAGCGCCAGCAGCAGCCGCAGCAGCAGCAGCAGCACAAGCAGCAGCAGCAGCAGCAGUGGCAACGAGAGCAGCGUGCCGACAGCCUCACCUCUCGCUCCCCUCCAGGCGCCCAUGAGCGCCGCAGCACUCACCCCCAGCAAGGCGCUCCGCAGCGGUUGAGGUCCCCGUCGCCACCUCAGCAGCAGCAGCUGCAGCAGCCGCAGCAGCAGCAGCAGCGGCCGCAGCAGCGGCAGCAGCGGCAGCACAAAGACGUUCUUUUGCCCCACAGUAGGAGGCGCGACCAUUACACACAGCAUGGUGGUUGGGAUGAAAGAGAAAGGAGUGAGGAAGCGCAGCAGCAUGAGCAGAUGCAGCAGCAAAGCCAGCAGCCGUGGCAGCAGCAGCAGCGACAGUACCAUCAGCCGCUGCCCCCCAACGAAACGCAGCAGCAGGAGAGGCGAGAGCAGCAGCACCGCCCGGUCGACUACGGCUCUAGGGCGAGAAGCAGCCAAAUAAAAAGCGUGAGCAGCAGCAGCAGCAGGAACGGCUGCUGCAACGGGCAGCAGCGCCCGCACUCGCAGCAUAGCCAGCAGCAGCAGGAAGAAUGGCUGGAGGCCGAAGAGGAGCUGCGGCGCUGCCAGCAGCCACAGCGGCAACGACGCGAUGCAGCAGAGCCACCGCUGCAGCAGCAGCAGCACGGCGACGGCCGGCGGUGGUGGCAGCAACCGCAGCAGCAGCAGCACGAGCGGCGGCCGCACGGUGAGCAGCAGCACCGCGAGCGACGCAGCUCGCUGCAGUCAGGACCCCACAGCCAACACUCUGACUACCACUUUUGGCGUCAGCAGCACCUUGAGCACGAAGAGCCGUACAGGCAAGAGCGGCAGCGGCAGCAGCAGCAGCAGCAGCAGCAGCAGCAGUACUGGAGGCGUGAGCGCAGCCCCGAAGGUCGCGAGCGAGCUCCCCGCUGCAUGCCACCGCCGCCGCCGCAGCCCCCGCAUCAGCAGCAGCAGCAGCAGCGGCACCACCCGCGGCAGCUGCAGCGGGAACGAGACUCUUUGCUGCAGGAAGAAGAGCUGCAGCGGCGGAGGCAGCUGGGGCCAGAGCGCCGCAGCAGAUUGCCUUCUAGGCGGAGGUCAGCUUCCGUGCGGAGUCAUUCUGCAGACUUCUAUAGAGAGCGGCUGUCGCCCAGGGGCUACAGGCACUACCCGCAGCAGCAGCAGCAGCAGCAGCAGCAGGAGUAUUACCGGUACUAUGGGGAGGCCGAGCAGCACACCUACGGGCAGCAGCAGCAGCAUCGGCAAAGACAGCUGCAGCAGCAGCAGCAGCAGCACGAGCCGCGCAGCCACUUCGAGCCGCCGUACCACCGCCGCCCGCCGCCUUCGCUGCCUCCUGAGCCCCCAAGACACUACCACUACCCAGCCUACCACAGGGAGCAGCAGUACCAGCAGCAGCAGCAGCAGCAGCAGCAGCAGCAGCAGCAGCAGCGCGACUACGAAAGAGGUGAGGAAGCGUGGGGACGCUACAGCGCCCGGCGGCACCCUAGCCCCCCCCCUGCUGCUGCUGCUGCUGCUGCUUCUGCUGCUGCUGAGGCAGCACAUGAGCACCAGCACAACGGGAGGCACCUGCGGCGGCAGCAGGGGGGAUAUGUCCGAGCUGAGUGGCCAAAGCACAGGCGACAAGACAGCCGCUACCUGCAGGGCCCCACAGCUGCUGCUGCUGCUGCUGCUGCUGCUGCUGCAGCUCCGCCGGGGCGCUCGCGGCAGAGGCCCCUCUCUGAGGGGCGCUAA
This is a messenger RNA of Eimeria necatrix, 3261 nucleotides long. RefSeq lists its product as hypothetical. The transcript is spliced from 4 exons. The record is from RefSeq and is a predicted model, not a curated record. The coding region runs from base 1 to 3261 and encodes 1086 amino acids. NCBI's taxonomy places the organism in Eukaryota, Apicomplexa, Conoidasida, Eucoccidiorida, Eimeriidae.